AUACUAAACCGACAUCUACAUUUCCAAUACACCAGGUCAAGAAACUGCCACGCGGUCGACGCGCCCGUCUCCGGUGGAGACAUAGGCGCCAGGGAUGGAACUCUCGCCAUAUUCGCUGGAGCGCACGAGGAAUCCAUCAUCCAACGUCUAUCCCCUCUUUUCAACAUCCUAGGGAAAGUCACCUACAUGGGCCCGCCGGGUAGCGGGCAGAACGCUAAAAUCGCCAACCAAAUCGCGAUAAGCGGCAGCAUAGUGGGACUGAGCGAGGCAUUGCUAUUCGCGAAAACCGCGGGUUUGGAUGAAAAGGGGUUCUUGGAUGCUAUUAGAGAGGGAGCUGCUGGAUCCAAAGCCACGGAUUUGUUUGGAGAGAGGAUUAUUAAUAGAGAAUUGGGACCUGGUGGGUUUGCUGAGUACUUGGUUAAGGAUCUUGGAAUGGCGUUAGAUGGAGCGGAGUUGGCGUUGCCUGGAACUGCAUUGUUUCAGCAGUUGUAUUUGGGGAUGGUGGCGAACGGAGAUGGGAAAUUAGGAUCCCAUGCGGUCGUUACCGCAUUGGAGAGGAUAAAUGGGAAGAACCGUAGGAAGCUGCAGGAUUGAAAUCAGAAGUCGUUCAUGGAUUUGGUGAUGGAGCUUCUUCUUUCUGUUAAUCCUCUUACAUAUACCUCAUCUUCAUGUCUUUUACACGUUUAAUGUCAGCACAAAUGGUAUCGUGAAUGAUUCGAUGAUAUGUCCCAUUAUCAGCUUUCCUAUCUACUGUUGAUAAUACCAUAUUUUCUGGAAGUCGUUAAGUUGAUUUCAGAUCACAGUACAAAUAAAAUGUUCAAUGAAUUACUGAUUUUAAUUCU
Molecule: messenger RNA, 842 nt
Organism: Asparagus officinalis (garden asparagus)
Lineage: Eukaryota; Viridiplantae; Streptophyta; Magnoliopsida; Asparagales; Asparagaceae
Product: probable 3-hydroxyisobutyrate dehydrogenase-like 3, mitochondrial
Exons: 1
Molecular function (GO): NADP binding; NAD binding; oxidoreductase activity
Source: RefSeq, a predicted model, not a curated record